This is a messenger RNA of Sorex araneus (European shrew), 5451 nucleotides long. RefSeq names its product integrin alpha-M. Bases 19 to 3474 code for a protein of 1151 amino acids. NCBI's taxonomy places the organism in Eukaryota, Metazoa, Chordata, Mammalia, Eulipotyphla, Soricidae. Gene Ontology annotation, biological process: cell adhesion mediated by integrin; cell-cell adhesion; cell-matrix adhesion. Gene Ontology annotation, cellular component: external side of plasma membrane; integrin complex. The record is from RefSeq and is a predicted model, not a curated record. Gene Ontology annotation, molecular function: integrin binding. The transcript is spliced from 30 exons.
UCCCUGCUUCUUCCAGCGAUGACUUGCAUAGUCCUUCUAUUAACAGCCUUGGCCUUAUGUAAUGGGUUCAACCUGGACACUGAAAAUGCAGUGAUCUUCCAAGAGAAUGCCAAGGGCUUUGGGCAGAGCUUGGUCCAGUUCCAGGGAUCCAGGUUGGUGGUGGGAGCCCCCCUAGAGAUAACUGCUGCCAACCAAAGAGGUGGCCUCUAUCAGUGUGACUAUAGCACGGGCACAUGUGCUCCAAUUCACUUUCAGGUGCCCCCAGAGGCUGUGAACAUGUCCUUGGGUCUGUCCCUGGCAGCUUCUACCAAUCCUUUUCAGCUGUUGGCCUGUGGCCCCACCGUGCACCAAGUCUGCAAGGAGAACACCUACGUGAAUGGCUUCUGCUUUCUGUUUGGAUCCUCUUUAUCACAGAAUCCUCAGAGAUACCCACAGGUUCUAAGAGAGUGCCCUCAACAGGAGAGUGACAUAGCCUUCCUGAUUGAUGGCUCUGGUAGCAUCAAAACAAGCGACUUUCAGCAGAUGAAGGAGUUUGUCUCAACUGUAAUGGUUCAACUUAAAAAGUCCAAUACCUUGUUCUCUUUGAUGCAGUAUUCUGAAAAAUUCAAGACUCAUUUCACCUUUGAAAAAUUCAGGGAUAAUCCUGAUCCCGUAUCACUGGUGAGGCCAAUAAGACAACUGUUUGGAUGGACACACACAGCCACAGGGAUCCGCAAAGUGGUAAGAGAACUAUUUCAUAGCAGCAGUGGAGCCCGGGAGAAAGCCAUUAAGAUCUUAGUUGUCAUCACAGAUGGAGAAAAAUACAAAGAUCCCUUGGAGUAUAGGGAUGUCAUUCCUGAGGCAGACAGUCAGAAGAUCAUACGCUACGUCAUUGGGGUUGGCGAUGCUUUCAACAGUGAUAGUUCCCGUGAAGAGCUUAAUACUAUUGCCUCCAAGCCUGCUCGUGAUCAUGUGUUUCGGGUGAACAACUUUGAGGCUCUGAAGACUAUUCAGAACCAGCUUCAGGAAAAAAUCUUUGCAAUAGAGGGCACUCAGACAGGAACCACCAGCUCCUUUGAGUUUGAGAUGUCCCAGGAAGGCUUCAGUGCUGCCAUCACCUCUACUGGUCCCUUGCUGGCUGCUGUGGGGAGCUUUGACUGGGCUGGUGGAGCCUUUCUGUACACGUCAAAAGAUACAGCCAACUUCAUCAACACAACCAGGAUAGACUCAGACAUGAAUGAUGCUUACUUGGGUUACGCUGCUGAAGUUAUCUUGCGGAACCAGGUGCAAAGCCUGAUUCUGGGGGCACCCAGAUAUCAGCAUAUUGGCCUGGUGGUGAUGUUCAGAAAGGAUGCUGGUACCUGGCAGACCCACUCUUCAAUCGAAGGCAAACAGGUCGGCUCCUACUUUGGGGCCUCCCUCUGCUCUGUGGAUGUGAACAGAGAUGGCAGCAGCGACCUGGUCCUCAUCGGGGCCCCCCACUACUAUGAGCAGACCCGAGGGGGGCAGGUGUCUGUGUGCCCCUUGCCCCGGGGGAGGGCUAGGUGGCAGUGUGAGGAAAUUCUCCGAGGGGUGCAGGGCCACCCCUGGAGCCGUUUUGGUGCAGCUCUGACAGUGCUGGGGGACGUGAAUGGGGACAAAUUGAUGGAUGUGGCCAUUGGGGCCCCAGGAGAAGAGGAGAACCAGGGUGCUGUCUAUGUAUUUCAUGGAACCACGAACCUAAACAUAAACCCCACCUACAGUCAGCGAAUCACAGGCUCUGACUUCUCUCCAAAACUCCAGUAUUUUGGGCAAUCACUAAGUGGGGGCCAGGACCUCACAAUGGAUGGACUGAUGGAUCUGUCUGCUGGGGCUCAGGGAUACGCACUGCUGCUCAGGUCCCAACCAGUUGUGAGAGUCCAAGUAACCAUGGAGUUCACACCUAGGGAAGUGGUAAGGAAAGCAUUUGAGUGUGGUGAACAAGAAGUGAGAGACCAGAUUGCUGGGGAGGCCAGAGUCUGCCUCCAAGUCCGGAAGAAAACACAGGACAGACUGGGAGGCAACCUCCAGAGCAUCCUCGUCUAUGACUUGGCUCUGGACCCCAGUCGCCCGUUUCCCAGGGCUGUCUUUGAGAAGACGAAGAACAACACGUACCGACAGACGCAGACCUUGGGGCUGAAUCAGAAGUGUGAAACGCUGAGGCUACAGUUGCCGAAUUGUGUGGAAGACUCGGUGACCCCUAUUGCCCUGCGCCUCAACUUUUCCCUGACGGGGAAGCCCUUGACUUCCUUUGGGAACGUCCGGACAGUGCUGGCUCUGGAUGCCCAGAGACUCUUCAUAGCCUUGUUUCCCUUUGAGAAGAAUUGUGGCAAUGACAGCAUCUGCCAGGAUGACCUCAGUAUCACCUUCAGUUUCAGGGACCUGACUGCUCUGGUAGUAGGUGGCUCCCGGGACAUCAACGUGACGGUGACUGUGAGAAACGACGGUGAAGAUUCCUACAGGACUCAGGUCACCUUCUUCUACCCACCUGGAUUGUCCUAUCGGAUGGUGUCAGGAGCCCAGAAUCCACGCUCACUGCGAUCCUGGCGCCUGACCUGUGAGUCUGGUGUCUCCGCUGAGGAGUCCGAGGCCUGGAAGAGCAGCAGUUGCAUCAUCAACAACCCCAUCUUCCCGGACAACUCAGAGGUCAUCUUUAACAUUACAUUUGAUGUGGACUCUGAUGCUUCCCUCGGAAAAAGACUUCUUCUUAAGGCCAACGUGACCAGUGAAAACAACAUGCCCAGGACCAACAAAACGGAAUUCCAGCUGGCACUGCCUGUGAAAUAUGCCGUCUACCUGGUGGUCACCAGCCACGAAGCCUCCACUAAAUAUUUCAACUUUACCGCUUCAGAGAUAACAAGCGAGUUCAUAACGCAUCGAUACCAGUUCAACAAUCUGGGCCAUCGGAGCCUCCCCGUCAGUGUUAUCUUCUGGGUCCCUGUUGAGCUGGACCAGGAAACUGUGUGGGAAAACCUCCAGGUCACCUUCUCCCCGGACAUCGGCAGGAAGUGCUACACUAAGCAGAGUGCCCCGCCUCACUCUGACUUUUUGGCAGCGCUUAAAAAGACCCCAGUGCUGAACUGCUCCAUUGCUGUCUGCCGCAGAAUCCAGUGUGACAUCCAGUCCUUCGGCGUCCAGGAAGAAUUUACCGUCACUCUCAAUGGCAGCCUCUUGUUUGACUGGUAUAUCAAGACUUCGCACGGCUACCUACAGCUUGUGAGCACGGCGGAGAUUUCCUUUGAUGAAUCCUCCUUUGCCCUGCAUGCAGGACAGGAAGCAUUUGUGAAGACCCAGAUACAGACCAAAGUAGAGCCGUACGAAGUGCACGACCCUGUUCCACUUAUCGUGGGCAGCUCAGUGGGGGGUCUGGUGCUCCUGGCCCUCAUCACUGCUGGACUGUACAAGCUCGGCUUCUUCAAGAGACAGUACAAGGACAUGAUGAAUGAAGCUGGCCCCGAAGCUGCCCCACCUCAGUAAGGGCAGCACGCCGGAUUUUAGUUAGGAGCCUGCAGGCCUGCGAGCGCUGGAUGGACGUGAACAUUAGAAGACUGAGGAGGUGGCAUCUCUCUCAGAAAAGACCUGCGAGACCUGCUUGGGGCUUCAUGGGUGUGUGGUGUGUGGUGUGUGUGUGUGUGUGUGUGUGUGUGUGUGUGUGUGUGUGUGUGUGUGUAUUAUCUCUGGCACAGUUACAAGUGCCUGCACCAAACGUCUCAGGCAGAGGGGACUUACUGGCACUUCCUUGAGUUGGGGUGAAGGUGCCUUUGGCCGUUUCUCCCACUCUUGACAGAAGCUGUCAGUAGAAACAGCUCCUCUUCCUGACGAAGAAGGCGAGAGCUCCCUCUGUGGGCGAGUGAGUGGAGCUGCAGGAGUCUCUGCGGCUGAACAGAGCCUGCGUGGAGCAGCAGCUAGAACCAGGAGCUGGGCAGCUGGCGAAACCCUGACCAGACCAUUCCGCGCUAUAGCGUUCUUUUUUUUUUUCUCUCUUUUUGGGUCACACCCGGCGAUACACAGGGGUUACUCCUGGCUCUGCACUCAGGAAUCACUCCUGGCGGUGCUCAGGGGACCCUCUGGGAUGCUGGGAAUUGAACCUGGGUCAGCCGUGUGCAAGGCAAAUGCCCUACCCGCUGUGCUAUCGCUCCAGCCCCAGCAUUCUUCUUCUUCUUCUUUUUAUUUUUUAUUUUAUUAUUUUUUUAAAAUUUAUUUUAUUGAGUCACCAAGUGGAAAGUUACAAAGUUCUCAGGCUUAUAUCUCAGUUAUACAAUGCUCAAACACCCAUCCCUUCACCAGUGCCCAUAUUCCACCACCAAUAAAAACAAAAAAAAACCAAAAACAAAAACAAACAAACAAAAAAACAGUAUACAUCCCACACCUCACCCCCCAACCCCCCACCCCGUGCGUGAGUGAUAAUUUCACUUCCUUUUCUCUUUACCUUGAUUACAUUCCAGAUUUCAACACACAACUCACUAUUGUUGUUAGAGUUUCAAAACAGACUCACUAUUUUUGUUGGAAUUUAUCCCCCAAGAAUACAGCUCUAUUAACAAGGAAAUAUUUGAUAAUAAGUUUUCACUGAUGAGAAUGAAGAGAUAAAAUGUCGCGCUGCCGCAGUAGCGGCCGCACAGUUUACAAUUUCUGUAUUAUAGUAAUUAAGUCCGCGGAGAUUUAAGUUGGAAAAUGAAUCAUUUCCCUUCCUGGAACAGCAUGUAGCAAAAGCUUAGUUCACAGUCUCCAUACAUGGGUGCAAGCACUCGCUGAAACCCCAAAUCCUAAAGCUGUCUCUGGUUCCCGCUCGUUCCACAUCCACCGGCUGUGCAGAGGCAUGGCCACCCGGGCCGAAACUCGGCCGGAGCCGAGCACCGGCCCCGGCUCUCUUCUUCUUUUUUUAAUGAAAAAAUAGGUUCAUAGUAUAAAAAUAAAAAACAUGUUGGGGUGUGGCGAACCCUCCCUUCCAUUCCACCCCCAUGAAUCUCUGGGUCCUUCUCAAAGGGCAGUCGGGCAAGGCUGUGUGUCUUUGUUGUCUCCUUCACAGUCUAGGCCCGUGCAAACACACACACACACAUCCCUGUUUAGCCAAGUGGUAAUAUUUACUAUUUAUGCAUUUAUGCUGUGAUACCUCUUUCUUUCCUCAUCAAGUGCAGAAAUUGCCUCACAUGAACACAUUAGUACUUUUCAUUUCUUUCUUUCUUUUCUUUUCUUUUUUUUUUUUUUUUGCUUUUUGGGUCACACCCGGCGAUGCACAGGGGUUACUCCUGGCUCUGCAAUCAGGAAUCACUCCUGGCAGUGCUCAGGGGACCAUAUGGGAUGCUGGGAUUUGAACCCGGGUCGGCCGCGUGCAAGGCAAAUGCCCUCCCCGCUGUGCUAUCACUCCAGCCCCUACUUUUCACUUCUUAAUACUGCGUCAUAAUGUUAUGUCUCAUUUUACUAUACUCCUCACAACUUUUGGCUAUUAAAAUGGCA